AUGUGUCUUCGGGCCUUGCAUGCCAUCUAUGCCAUCCUGCGCAACGGCCUCUGGGACGACCCGGCAGAGGCUGUCUCGGGUACCAUCCACACCCGCUUCCGGAAGGUAGCGGAGAGCAAUGGGAUCCAGGAAGAUGGAGCCACCUACCUGACAUGGAGAUUCAGCUACCUGAUCUGCCAUGUUCUGUUCGCGGUAGCGUGGGGUGCUGCCAGUUACACGGAAUGGAUCCCGAACAGGCACUAUGAUGAGAUCAUUGCACAGCUGCCAAGGGAGAUUGGACCCAAACGUUUCGAGACGUUUGUUGUAAUGCUGUCUUGGUGGGAUCCGUUUCUCAAGUACGUGUGGUGCACGUCCUUCAUUAUGGUUCUGUGUGCUCUGGUCACUGCAGCUCCAUCAUUGUCCGUCCGAUAUGCAAGACUAUCACGAUGGCUGGUGUGGUCAUCUUGGCUCUUGAACUUUGUGCUGCCUUUCAUGGUCCUGAUGGUCUAUCCGCUUCGCGAAGCCAUCGACUGGAACGGCGUACGAGAGGAUCUUUGUGUUGUCGUGGUGACCCGUGCACUGACUUCUCCGGGAAUCGACAUGAGCUCAGCGCUGAGCAGCUUGCAGCCCGGUGCCAGUGGACUUUCCGGCUUGCAGUCUCUCCAAACUGCGGUGCAAGAGCAACUUUCCCAGGACGUGCGGAUGAACGACGUUCCCGUGCGGACGUGGUGUCAAGAGCAGGGCACGGACUGGCAGUCGAUCUUCUGCGAGAGAGUCAUGCACUGCGUCUUGAGGGCCGACCAGCGCUGCCGAGAAGAAGUUUGCUUUGGAGCUCCUGUUGCAGACCAGACGACCUGUCAAACACGUUGCUUGGAAUAUGCCAAGAGCUCCACGCGGGCAGUGGCUGUGUCCUUUACUCAGUCCAUGGAAACCGAGUGCGAAGAGUUUCAGGACUCCCAGCAAAGCGCCUCAGACUUCAAUGCCACAAGCCUGCUGGACUCGGUGGGCUCGGGAAUUCCAAGCGAGUGUACGGAUUUGGCGCUGCAGCAGCUUCAAAUCUUCAAUACGAUGGCGGAGCAGCAAUCGUCCAGAUCCCAAGAUCAAUGCAGUUUUGCUACUCUCGCCGUGAACAACGUGGACUUUAUCGCUGGCAUCUUCGUCGGGGUGGAGGCCGGAGCCUUGCUGAUCCCCUCCGCACUCAGCGUGCUCGGCGGUCUCGCCGAGUCGCUCUACAACUUGAAGGCCCUCUUCCCCGGGCACCAAGAGGUCCCUUGGGUGCUGAUACUGACUGCAUUCGAGUCGGUCCCCAUCUACACCGCCUUCUUGGCUGUGAUCCAGCAACUUAUGGGGAACGUCCUCCUGGCAGUCGCCUGCUGCAGCUUCAUCGGCUGGAUAUUGCUGCCUGCCUUGACGGGUGCCUUAAGCCUCAAGAUCAAGCCCGGGACAGAAGGUCGCUGGAAGUUCUAUCGAAGAGUCUGGAUUGAAUAUGGCAUGCGCGGGCCGUUGCUUAUCGCCAUUGGCGUGUCCAUGUCUGCGUUCAUGAGGGACACCCUUGGCAACGAAUUUCUGCAGGGCCGGAACCCCUUCAAUAUGCUAUUUUUUUCAGCGUUGAACUAUUUUGCGCGCAAAACGUUGACGGCCGUAGCUGGCACAGAUGUGAUGAUUUCAACUUUUUUGCAGAGUCGGUACUGGCGAUCUCGUUUCACGGUGGAGGAGCGGGCAGUCAACGAGGAUCGCAUGGAGGCACUCUCGCCCAUCAUCCUUUCGAUGCACACACGUCCGACGGUGGAUGCAAACGAGAUCAAGGUCACAACCUCUCCCGACGACGCCCCGCCGUCCGCUAAGCCUCAAGGCGAGGUCACGCCCAAAGGCGCCAUUUCUGAGUCUCGCAUCGUCGUCUCACCCCAUGAAGUCCGAACCGACGAAGUCGCCGAAGAGCGUUCCGACGGCGCGGAUCUUCCUGAACAGCAACACGGUACAAAUCCGACAUCUUUGCUCUCAGGUGGUGCAGCCCAACCACUGGCCUAA
Molecule: messenger RNA, 2007 nt
Organism: Symbiodinium sp. CCMP2456
Lineage: Eukaryota; Dinophyceae; Suessiales; Symbiodiniaceae
Source: the annotation of a GenBank genome assembly